AUGAAUGAAUAAAAAUUACGAGAGAUGAUGAAGAUCUAUACAGUUUCAAAAUAAGUUAAUAAAAAGGCUGAAAAGAAUUUUAUCAAAUUUUCUAGUUAAUAUUAUAAAUUGCAUAAGAAUGACAUGACACCAGAUUUAUUGACUGAGGUCAAUUCUCUAAGAACAAUAAUCAAGUCUGAUAGAGUGGCAUUUUCUAAUUAAAAUUCUCCUCAAGUAAGUCCUCGUCUAACAACCAAUCCUUUGUUUAAUUGUAAGAAAAAAGUUACUCAAAAUUUAUUAUAGUCAAAGAUGUGAAAUCAAAUUUAAAUUCCAUAUAUACAGAUGAUAAACAUUAAGAAAUUUACAAUCUUUAUGUUGAAGAAAUAAAUGAUCUUAAAUCAUGUUAUUAUAUAUAAGUUAUUUAUAGAAGUCCAUAAGGCCAAUUCUAUAAUAAAAUAAUAAAAAAGUGA
Messenger RNA from Paramecium pentaurelia, 449 nucleotides. NCBI's taxonomy places the organism in Eukaryota, Ciliophora, Oligohymenophorea, Peniculida, Parameciidae. The record is from the annotation of a GenBank genome assembly.